AUGAUUGAAAAAUUCUCAAUACCACAAAUCGAUAAAAAUCGUCUACAAAAACAAGUAGACAUGGGAGUACUAUAUCAAAAACAUGAUUAUUCUCAACACUGUCAAGAGCAUGCCACUUGCUCAUAUCAUUGCAUUAAUUUUGCAUUAUCUGAUUCAAUUGUUAAAGAAUUUCAAUCACCAUGUCACGUACAACAUACAGAAAGAUGUCCAGAACGUGAUAAUAUACUUUGCACAUUGGCCGAGAUAGAAUACCAUAUCACGAAUGUAAUUGAUUCAGAAUAUCGUCAAGAGUUUUCUUACGAUUUUCAUAAUGCAAGUGAAAGUAUAGUUGAAUUAUUUCGACAUGUUCUACGUGGUGUUUGCCAGAACAAUGAAAAAACAAAAAUUAUUAAAAAUUUAUCUUCAGAUUCAACAUUUGCAAUUUUUGAUUGGGGACAGAAAAUCAUUCCACAACGUUAUCGAGAACCACAGAGAGACAAACCAAAUAAUGAUUCAACAGCAACGCUUAAUGAUUUAACAACAACAUUUAAUCAUUUAACAACAUCGUUUAAUAAUUCAACAGCAUCAUUUAAUAAUUCAGCAGCAUCAUUUAAUAAUUCAACAGCAUCAUUUAAUAACUCAACAGCAACAUUUAAUAAUUCAACAGCAACCAUUGCUGACUCCAAUUAUAUACCAACAACAUAUAUUGUUGCAUUGACAUUUGCAAAUCAAAAUGAUCUUGACACAGUCAGUGCAACGCAAUUGAUUAUUGAAAAAUUUUAUGAAGACCAUUCUCACAUCAAAUAUGUUUUUAAAAGAUCUGAUAAUGCAAGUAACUUUAGUUCGCACUCCACGACAGAAGCCGCACAUUUGAUUUGUAAAAAAGUAAGUAAAUAG
Molecule: messenger RNA, 876 nt
Organism: Rotaria sp. Silwood1
Lineage: Eukaryota; Metazoa; Rotifera; Eurotatoria; Philodinida; Philodinidae
Source: the annotation of a GenBank genome assembly